Messenger RNA from Poecilia latipinna (sailfin molly), 925 nucleotides. It is a transcript of the gene pigl, whose product is annotated as phosphatidylinositol glycan anchor biosynthesis, class L. The record is from RefSeq and is a predicted model, not a curated record. The transcript has 7 exons. Gene Ontology annotation, cellular component: endoplasmic reticulum. Gene Ontology annotation, molecular function: N-acetylglucosaminylphosphatidylinositol deacetylase activity. Lineage: Eukaryota; Metazoa; Chordata; Actinopteri; Cyprinodontiformes; Poeciliidae. The coding region runs from base 44 to 856 and encodes 270 amino acids.
AAUUGUGUCCUUAGACGGACUGUUUACGGGGACGGUCAAAAUAAUGUAUGUUUACCUAGUCCUCUUCGCUGUUUUAUCCUAUUUAGUGUGUAUAAAAUACAUUUACAAUCGACAAUGGCACGCUUUGAGGAGCUCGCUGAAACGUACCUUCAACGUUUCGUCAGAAAGAAAAACAGUUGGCGCUGACGUCAGAGCUCUGGUUGUUACUGCGCAUCCGGACGAUGAAUGCAUGUUCUUCGCCCCAGCGAUCAUACGGCUAGUUGAAUUAAACGCCAGCGUACACCUGCUGUGCUUGUCUGAAGGGAACUACUAUCAUCAGGGAUCUCAGCGCAGAGAAGAACUUCUCAGAAGCUGUGCUGUGUUGGGAAUACCAGCCUCCAGAGUCACCGUCAUAAACCAUGAAAAACUUCCAGAUGAUCCCAAAGCCGAAUGGAGCGUCUCAUUAAUCUCCUCUGCAGUACUGAGGCACAUUACAGAUCACUGCAUCAACAUGGUGCUGACCUUUGACGGAAGAGGUGUGAGUGGUCAUGCCAAUCACGUAGCCAUCUAUAAAGCUGUCAGACAUCUUGCUUCUACUGGUGAAUUGCCUAAAGAUUGUGUGUUGUUCGCCCUGGAAACCGUAGGCCUUUUAAGGAAGUACACCUCCGUCCUGGACCUUCCCUUCAGCUGGUUUCUACCGUCACAUUUUCACUGUGUUGUUGGUCCAAAGGGCUACAAGCAAGCCAAAGCUGCCAUGCUGUGUCAUCGCUCUCAGCUUCUGUGGUUUCGGUAUCUCUACAUCACCUUCUCAAGGUACAUGUUCACAAACACAUUCCAGAUCGUUCCACAAGGACCGAAGAAUCUGAAGAUCUACUGAAUGUUCCAGCUUGUGACGGCGUGCCUAUUGUUAACCUUUCAGCUUCCACAUUUUCAUGCGCAGUUGUUA